Messenger RNA from Mizuhopecten yessoensis (Yesso scallop), 4992 nucleotides. RefSeq lists its product as uncharacterized. Bases 177 to 4472 code for a protein of 1431 amino acids. Lineage: Eukaryota; Metazoa; Mollusca; Bivalvia; Pectinida; Pectinidae. The transcript is spliced from 9 exons. The record is from RefSeq and is a predicted model, not a curated record.
UAACGGAUAACAAUGGUUUGGACUACUCGGACAGGCGUGGUUAUACCUGGUCAGUUGUCCCCAGUAAGGACAUUUUCAACGUGAGCAUGGCUAAGAUGACACAGGAACGCAGUUAUUCACGAAAGAGUGCGACAGAAAGUUUGAAAAUGACAACAUAGUAAACAUUGAGGUGCAUCAUGGGAGCCAGUAGCUCCACAGGGACUGCAGCGUCAGACCCCCAGUCACGGCCGACCCCCCGCAAUGCCAACAACCCAAACAGUACCAAUGGAGACACAGCCGCUGAAGCACCAGUACAGACACAGUUAGGCGAGGGGAAGACACGCAGCAAGAAGGCGUACAAUUCGACAAACAGUAAAACAAACACCAGCAGUUCAAAGCAUGCACAGCAGCCGACGGCCUUCCAGAAAAACAAAGGGAAAUUUAAUCCCGGGAAAAGCAAGAAAAAGGAGGUGGACCGUCUGCUACCCCCCAAACCGACGUCUACCACCAAGUACUCUCUCCUACACGACAUCGACUUCCACGCUGUAGACCAGCACGCCAUCGACGCUCCAGUGGAACUGUUGAUGGGGUCAUACUUUGACCUAGUAGAGUAUCUUACAGACGACAAUGCGUGGGAUGAUCUAGUCAAAUGCCGCGUCAUCUUCCGUUGGGUCACGUCAUAUGACAUCACGAGGAUGAAGAUUGACGUCACACCGCCGCCGAACUCUCCGCUCGAGUACUUCAGUAAAAUACAGUGUGAUCUCGGCAGCUACCCAAAUCUGUUUUACAUUCUGUGCGAAAUCGCAGAUAUUCCGUGUGUGGUAGUGGAAGGCAUCAAUAAGAGCUCAAUGUAUAAGGUAGGUGAGCCGAUUGACAGGGAAGAUCUCAAGGCUCAAUGGAACGCCGUGUACAUCUACGACGAAUGGCGUCUGGUUGAUACAUUCUGGGGGAAUAUGUGUGCUGGAAAUGAGAUGCCAGAAGAAUGGAGAGAUAUGGACGGCAUGAGUGUCACUACCGGUAAUAAAUCUGAUAUCAGCAGCAUCAAUGGCGACCCGAGCAUGAACGGUGAUGUAGAUAUUCCGGGCCGCGAAGUAACGCGGCAACCAACCGUUUUAGAGGGGACAAACAACCUGCCGACGGACGAAGAAAUUUCCGAAGCUGGAACAGAUAGACGCUUUACUGACCUAACAUGGAAAAGAUAUCACAAGAUGAUAGUUAACGAGCACUAUUUCUUAACGAACCCCAGUGAAAUGAUCAGCACCCAUCUCCCUGAUGAAGAUGUUUGGCAACUACUGGAAGAACCUAUCCCUUUUGCGGAGUUCGAGGAGCAAGCAUUCAUGAGGGAGAGGUUCCAUCAGCUUGAUAUGAAAAUUGCUGAUGAAAUUUAUGACAACUGUAUCAUCGAAGCCUUAGAUGGAGCGUCUGAGUUGAUAUUAACUCUCCCUCCUGAAAGAAGUAAAAACUAUCGAUUUAAGUAUGUGCUGUUUCGGUCACACCUUUCCGCGGAGGAAAGGACACGACUGGACAUCCUUUUAGACAGAUUCGUUAUAUUCGAACAUUUGGAAGACAUGUUGCGUUUCUCAUUUCAAUUUCCAAUUGCUGGGAAGUUUAAAUUAGACAUAUAUGGGUUGGAUAAAACUAACCCCGAGAUCAGUGGUUAUGACCUCGUGUGCUCUUAUCUUCUAGUGGCAAAUGACGCUCAAAACUGUAUACCUCUACCAGAUUAUCCUGCCAUUGGGUGGGGACCCGGAAUAACUUCACAAACUGCAGGCAUUGAAGCUAUUUCACACAAAGAGUCUUCCAUUCUCACCGAGGACGGACGUCUUGAAAUCGUCAUAGGAGGGGGUGAAGAACACAAACUGAAGAUGAGUCUUCGCAAUCCUUUUUCGGAUGAGGCCAAUUUGGACAAAUAUGCCAUUUUGAGAUGGACAGGGAAUGAUUUCAUUAUAAACACCCGUUUACCAAAAGGUGGUAUGUAUGCUAUGAAGUUAUAUGCCAAGAACUUAACGUCAAAGAAGGGGGAACAUGCAAAUGUGUUGAAUUAUCUCAUCAAGUGCUAUGGUAAAGGUUUGAAAAACGACCCUUUCCCAAACAUUAACACAGGGAACAUAGGUGCUAAUCCGGCGUGUAAAAACUUGGGCGUUAGAUGCAAUGGGUGCGAAGACGGAAUGAUAUUCGCCAAAGAUGGAUUUGCUCAGGUAGAGUUUGAGAACAAAGGGGAUGUGGAUUUAUCAUGCGAGCUGCAUACAAACGUUCUAGCACAAGCCGAUAGAAUGCGCGUGACACUGAAAAAUGGAAACAACAAAAACUGGUUCUAUUUAGAUUUGCCAGCACAAGGGGAAUAUUCCAUGAAUGUAUAUGCACAAAAGAAAGGACAAGUGUGCCAUGACUUACAUAACUCACAUGCAUUUUUAGUCCAGUCUACUGGAAGACCAAUACAAGAAGGUACUGUCGGAAGAGUGAAGAACAGCAAUUUUUGGAAAGACACAUCACCGGUUAUAGCCGAAACAAUUUAUACAAAGCAGUCAGAGAUCGCAGUACCUGUACCAGCAGGUAUGGAAAACGUGUUAGCAUUUCUAGAACAGAAAGAAGCGGACAUCGCUCCCAGCAAAGAGAACGUCGAAAUGACAACGGAGCUCGGAGUGACAAUGUUUAAGGUCAUAUUGCCUAAACACGGAGAAUACAUUCUGCAUAUCUAUCAACAAGCCGAGAAGGUGUACCUCAAGAGCAUCGGUAGGUACUACAUAUUCCGAUCAAAUUCUGUCGACGUAGUAGAAGAUGACCUGAUCACCAUUAUGGACGCAAUCAGAGAAGAACGAGUGAGGGUCGGUCAGGAUGUAUCCGCCAUUGACGCUACAAACAGAGCGCUCCGAGACAGGAAGAGGAGGAAUGUCCCCGUUGACGAAAAGAUUGCCCGUGCGCAGAAAUUAUUUCUAUCGCUCGAGUCAGAUGAUCCUGCAGUUAUCCGGCAAGCUUUGUCGGAUAUGCUACUCACACAGCCAGAUCCAGCGAAUGCAUUAGUGAAAAAGGCCAAGAAACUUCUCAGAUACAAGGAAGCCAAAAUAGAGCUCAAUCAGGCAUACAAGACAAGAAAUCUGCCAUUACUUGAAAAGGCUAUUGUUAAGGCAAAAUCUGCCAAUACUGACAAAUCACUGGACAUGCCGCUGUUGUUAGCGAGGCGUCUCAGGGAUCGUCUCCGUGUUCUGCAGCGACUGAGCGAAGGUGUCCGCCAGGCGGACCACAAGACAAUGGGGGAACUGAAGACGUACGACAAUCCACCAGCUGGCGUACACAAUGCAGUGAGGGCAGCUCUUCUUCUAUUAGGACAUCCACUGUCGGAAUCAGAGAAAUGGAUUCAAUGCAAAACCAUUAUGCACCAAUCUGAGAAUGAAAAUCUCGCUCAGAUAAUGGUAAACUUUGAGCCAAAAGAUGUAUCCAUAGCAACUGCUAUAGAAGCUAAAAUGAUGUUGGAGCCCUACACUGAAACAAAAAUGAGAGAAAUAAGCCCUGGAGCGACAGGAGUGUUUAUAUGGGUGAAAUCUAUGAUAAAGGAAAUUGAGGCGUCAGUUGGAACUCUAAAGGAAAGAAAACCCAAACCUAAGCGACCAGUCAUUAUACAGCCAAAAUUUGCCAAACCAACGAAGAAGUAUGUGACAAUCACUAUGGAUAUGUUGAAUAAACCGCCUCCGCUCACCACCGAAGGUCUUUUUGACCUUGGAGAACGAACAUACCAGAAUGCAUACAAAAGAAGGAAAUUGAAGGGUUUAUCCUUUCCAGUAGGACAUCCUGCGAACGGUCGAAAAGGUGGCUUCACUGUGAUAUCAGAUCCACAUGUUGACAUACUAUCUGUUGGGUCAGAAAAGGGGAAGAAAAAUAAUGUCUCGCCGGUGAAUAUAAAAAGUAAAAGGAGAACGAUGGCUCAUGCUAAUUCAGACAAAACUAGACGAAGAACUAGUGUUGAAAAAGAAAAAUCGGAGAAAAGAACAAAUGAAAAGAAAGACAGAAGACAGAGUGAUCCAGAUCCGUCGUCAAAAAGCCAGCCAUGGGAACCCGACUCGCAUGAUUUCCAGAAGAUCGAGGUGAAGGAGUUGCACAGAACAGGUGCUCAAUACACACCUGACUCGGAACUACUAAACGGGUUUGAUCUGUCAAAUGGUAGUGGGGCAAACAACAGCGUAUCAAACAAGAGCGUGACAAUUAACAGUGUGACAAAUCCACAAAACGCCAAAGUUGAUAAGGAAGCGAGGAAAGCCAAAAGACGGCAGCUGAGGAAGUCGUACAGCGAGCCGCGCAUCACAGAGCCAGGGAGUAUCGUAGACCGUCAUUCUUAUCUGGGAAUCCAUAAUCGGGAGACACAUAGUGAAAUCCCUAUCAAACCAAUGAAGGUCGAUCCCAAAUUAGUUAACUUCAAAGGAACAUCAGGGUACGCUGGUAAAUACGAACUGAGAAAGUCCUAUAACGAAGCUAUCAAAGUCAGCGGUUUACCAAAUUAGCAUUAUUGAGCUGUGAAAUAACUUAACCCAAAUAACAGUUUAUAAGUGUAGAAACCAAUAACAUACACAUAUUUGACGGGAUAUGUUACGAUUGCAUGUAACGUGUUCCUAAACUGACUGCGACGGAAAUUACAUUAUAUUUCCACGAUAUGGUUGUAUCAGUUUUAUUGUUUUGUUGUCGAUAUAUUAUGUUAAUUUAUAUUAUCAAUGAUAGAAGAAAUCUGUAAGCUGUUCUGAUGUAUGCAUAAAUCAUUUGUAUUGUAUAUUUGACCUUUUCACAGAAGAAAUAAUGACAUGAUGUGAAGAUAACAUUAUCUUAUCGAUGAGUUCACUACGUUUUGUAUUACUAUUUAUACAGACAUUUACUAGACUAUUGUUAAGUCGAUAUAUUAGCUAGUUGUGAAGUACGCACUGUCAGUCGAGUAUUUUGCAAAAUAGCAUUUUUUCAGAAUACAUUUGUGCAAAAGAAUUCAAAGUUAUCAUCUUUUCAACGAUUUUAUUUAUUUAGUAAAACGUUAUU